This is a messenger RNA of Vigna radiata var. radiata (mung bean), 3301 nucleotides long. RefSeq lists its product as uncharacterized. The transcript has a single exon. Gene Ontology annotation, molecular function: protein binding. The record is from RefSeq and is a predicted model, not a curated record. The coding region runs from base 550 to 2247 and encodes 565 amino acids. NCBI's taxonomy places the organism in Eukaryota, Viridiplantae, Streptophyta, Magnoliopsida, Fabales, Fabaceae.
CAAAGUAACAGUUAACCAUAAUAACUAAGUUCUGUAAUUCAUGCCUUGCUUCUACCUCACCUUUUGUUUGUCCUAUGUUGAAGUAUUAUAAUUUUGUGAAUGUACAGAUACGGACAAAACUAUGUUCAGAAAAACGAACUACCACCUACAUGAUUCCGUCUAAAUAGCCAUUCCUAGAUCCAACUUCUCUGGGCCUCCUUUGUCUCCCUUCAACACACUUAUAACUUCCCAACACUGUGCCAACUGCAAUGUCACAAUUGCACAUUAACACUACAUAAACCACACUCACCCGCAAGGGUAUUUCCGUCAUUUCACAUACUACAGUCCAAUUGGACCAGUUCUGUGUCAACUGCAAUCCAAGGAUAAGCAUACAUUUGCAGCAACAGUGUCAUUUCACAGUGAAAUUCUCUUUCUUUCUUUCUUUCUUUUUUCUCUUUGGUUUGAUAUCGCAAGAUCGUUGGCUACUUGGAGUCCGAACUUGUAACGUAUUUCGCCGGAAUAUUCCUCCGGGAAAUGGGGUUUCUCAUUAGCCACUGAGGAUUAACAAAGAUGGGUGAUGGAGAAGAAUUCGCCGGAGCUUCGGGUCUGCGGCGAGCGGUGGAGCUCAUCCUUGCUGUGCUCUCUCUCUCGCACUCGAUUCGUGUCUUCGCGGGAAAAUGGCAGCUCAUUCGUAACAAGCUGGAGGAGCUUCACGGAGGUUUAGUUGCCGCCGAGAACUGCGACUCCGGGGAGAGCCCGUCGCUUUCACGGCUGGUGGGGGCGGUGGCGGCCACCGCGACGGAAUGCCACGAUCUGUGUCGGCGCUGCGUGGAUGUUUCCUACAGCGGGAAGCUUCUGAUGCAGAGCGAUUUGGACGUGGCGUUCGCGAAGCUCGAUGCGCACGCGAGGAAGCUCUCUGAGAUAUACAAAAAGGGGAUUUUAACAAAUGGGUUCGCGCUGGUUGUGUCAAAGCCGAGUCUUGGCUGUUCGAAAGAAGACAUGAGGUUCUACGUGAGGGACUUAACGACGAGGAUGAAGAUUGGAGAUUUGGGGAUGAAACGACAGGCGUUGCGGAACCUCCUAGAAGUUGUGCUGGAGGAUGAAAAGUAUGUGAAGGUGGUUGUUGACGUGGGUGACGUGGUUCAUUUGUUGGUGGGGUUUUUGGGUUCUAAUGAGGCUGAAAUCCAGGAGGAGAGUGCUAAGGUGGUUUCUGUGGUUGCUGGGUUUGAUUCUUACAAAGGGGUUUUGGUUGGGGCGGGGGUGAUUGCUCCUUUGGUUAAGGUUCUGGAUUAUGGGAGUGAUUCGGGGAAGGUUGCGGCGGCGAGGUGUUUGGUGAAGUUGACUGAAAAUUCGGACAAUGCUUGGUGUGUUUCGGCUCAUGGGGGGGUCAGUGUGUUGUUGAAGAUAUGUGGUGGUGGUGAUUGUGGAGGUGAUUUGGUCGCACCUGCUUGUGGGGUGUUGAGGAAUCUCGUUGGUGUUGAGGAGAUUAAGAGGUUUAUGGUCGAUGAGGGUGCUGUGUCAACUUUCAUUAAGCUCGUGAGAUCGAAGGAGGAAGCGAUUCAGGUGAAUUCGAUUGGGUUUAUUUUGAGUAUUGCCUCUGGGGAUGAGUUGGUUAGGGAGAUGGUGAUCAGAGAGGGAGGGAUUCGUGCUUUGUUGCGUGUUUUGCAUCCUAAGUGGUCUUAUUCUUGUAAAACCAGGGAGGUAGCAAUGAGGGCUGUUGAGGAUUUGUGUUUCUGUUCACCUAGUUCUGUGGGUGUGUUGAUGAGUUAUGGCUUUGUGGAUCAACUGACAUACUAUAUUCGAAAUGGGGAGGUUUCGAUUCAGGAGUUGGCAUUGAAAGUGGCGUUUAGGUUGUCUGGAACAUCUGAGGAGGCCAAGAAAGCAAUGGGGGACGCAGGGUUUUUGCCAGAGUUUGUUAAGUUUCUUAAUGCAAAAUCCUUUGAGGCUCGAGAAAUGGCAGCCGAGGCACUCUCUGGCAUGGUUACGGUGCCUAGAAAUAGAAAGCGAUUCGUGCAGGAUGACCAUAAUAUUGCCCUUCUUCUGCAGUUGCUUGAUCCAGAGGAGGGAAAUUCUGGUAAUAAAAAGUUCUUAAUCUCUAUAUUAAUGUCUUUAACGAGUUGCACUAGUGGGAGGAAAAAGAUUGUUAGUUCUGAAUAUGCAAAAAACAUAGAAAAACUCGCUGAAGUUUCUUCUGAAGCCAAGAAACUUGUCAAGAAGCUAUCCACAAACCGAUUCCGAAGUAUGUUGAAUGGAAUCUGGCACUCAUGAAUGUAAUUCAUUUUUUUUCCUUCACCCUUUUUCUAACUGUAUAUUUGCAUAAGUGCCUUACAAGUUUUGCUAAUUUGUGUUCACCUUAUUGGUAUGCUUUCUGUUUUAUUUCAUUGGCCUUACCUUCAACAAGAAUAGCACAGCUAUAUGUUGAGAUUGUAACCAGGUGUAGUGAUAAAGUGAUACCAUAAAAGCGUUGUUGUAGAUUUCCUUGAGGAUACUCUGCCACUGCUGUUAGGCCAAUGGCUAUGGCAGAUUGUACCAAAGAAGUAAAGAAUUAUAUUAUAUGGAAGAAAAGGAAGAAUGUAAUUAAUUACUAGUUACAUACUGUUAUUCUUAAUUUCUCAUUCACAUACCUACCAACCUACCUCAGUUUUUGUUUGGCAAAGUUCCAAAAACAUUAGUUUGUGCAUUUGUGAACUGUGUGGUACCACAUGGCGAAGACGUCAAUCUUUGGCAAGCAUGUGAGUAGUAGUGUAAGCCUUUCUUUUCUCUAUCCGGCAUAUAUAUAAAGAAGAUAGUGAUAGAUGAAGUUUCCAUCUGUAUUGCUUUGUCUUCUAGCAUGCACUGUCUUUUGGCUAUAGCUAUUUCAUAGUUGUCGAUGAAGAAUUUGCACGUGGCAAGUGCCAAUCGUUAUUAUCAUGAUGCCCGAUGACUCUUACAGAUAAGGGAAAAAAAUGAUCCUCCAUCAUCCCCCCUUUGUUUAUUCUUCUGGUUUUAGUACUUUCAAGCUAUAAAAUAGUGACACAGUGAAAAUGCAAGUUCCUAAAACUGGAGUUCCGUGAAUGAAUGGAAAUCUAUGAUCUUGGUUUAGUUGUGGUGGUGGUGGUUGGAAGAAUUGGCUCUAUUUCUCAUGUUGUUUGUGCCAACCAAUGCUAAAUCACUAUGUAAGCUGAUCUUGGAAAGUGUUAAUGGAAGCCUUGGAACGCUAUUUGGUUCAACAUUCAAACUUGAAUAAAUUAUUUUAGUUCAAGUGUUGGGUUUUGCAGUUGCAAAUUGUGUUGUGUUGAACAGUUAAUUGCAUGUAUUGGAGGUUCUUCUUUGUCGGUGAAAA